Beauveria bassiana ARSEF 2860 is the source of this 1278-nucleotide messenger RNA. RefSeq names its product hydantoinase/carbamoylase family amidase. Lineage: Eukaryota; Fungi; Ascomycota; Sordariomycetes; Hypocreales; Cordycipitaceae. Gene Ontology annotation, molecular function: hydrolase activity, acting on carbon-nitrogen (but not peptide) bonds, in linear amidines. Bases 1 to 1278 code for a protein of 425 amino acids. The record is from RefSeq and is a predicted model, not a curated record. The transcript is spliced from 4 exons.
AUGCCUUCAGUGCAAGAACCAGAGCCGCUGACCCUGAGUGUCAAUGCCGACCGGCUAGCGUCUGCUCUUCAUGAGAGCUGCCAGUACGGUGCAGACCAUCGCUACGGAAAACAGUCUACGGAGACUGGCAUGGCUAGACUCAGCUUGGACGAUUCGGACAAGGCCGUCCGGGACUGGUUUCUCUGCAGAGCAAAGUCACUUGGUUGUAGCACCUCGAUUGACGAGAUGGGCAAUCUGUUUGCCAUUCGAAGCGGCAAAAAUCCGGACGCGCCUCCCAUCAUGAUGGGCUCACAUCUAGAUACUCAACCAACCGGCGGUCGUUAUGACGGCAUCCUAGGUGUACUGGCGGGACUCGAGGUUCUGCAAGUCUUGGAAGAGAAUAAAAUCGAAACCGAGGGAAGUAUCGGGGUUGUCAACUGGACCAACGAAGAAGGUGCUCGCUUCCCAAAGAUGGCCGUCUCGUCGGGCGUCUGGGCUGGUGCUGUGCCCAUUGAGGAUGCCUGGAAUCUGGAAGAGGUCACUCCGCACAAAGGCGAAGCCAAAACGAUGCUGCAGGAGCUGGAAAGGAUUGGAUAUCGUGGUCAGGCACAUGCAUCCUACAAGUCGAACCCUUUUGCGGCCCAUUUCGAGCUACAUAUCGAGCAGGGCCCAAUCCUGGAAGACGAGGGCCGCAAGAUUGGUGUCGUCCAAGGUGUCCAAGCCUUUAAAUGGUUCAGCAUUACCGUCCGUGGCAGAGAUAGCCAUGCCGGGACUACACCGCUCUACGCCCGCAAAGAUUCCGUUCUUGUGGCUGCCAAAAUGAUUGUCGCCGCCAACGCCGUCGCCAAAGCCCACGACGGCCUGGCAACGACGGGCAUCUUCAACGCCGAGCCCGGAACCGUCAACACCAUGGCGCAUACCGCAACUUUUACGCUGGAUUUACGACACGUGAGCGAUCAAGUGCUGGCAAAGAUGGUCGACGAGUGCAAGGCUGCUUUCCAGUCAGCCGCGCAAGACACUGAAAAGGGCUGCCAAGUGGACUGGAAGCUCCUCGUCGACAGCCCGGCGGUAGUGUUUCACCCGGACUGCAUAUCUGCUGUAGAGGACAGCGCGGCGGCGGUUUGUGCAAAAUUACCUGGAGCCGAGACCAAGCAGCAGCUGUGGAAGCGCAUGAUAAGCGGUGCGGGCCAUGACAGCUGCUAUACGAGCUUGCGAUGCCCGACGAGCAUGAUCUUUACACCGACGCGAGAUGGCAUCAGCCAUAAUCCGACAGAGUUUUGCUCUGCAGAAGAUUGGUGA